Molecule: messenger RNA, 797 nt
Organism: Archocentrus centrarchus (flier cichlid)
Lineage: Eukaryota; Metazoa; Chordata; Actinopteri; Cichliformes; Cichlidae
Product: granzyme K-like
Exons: 5
Coding region: 27-797 (256 amino acids)
Biological process (GO): proteolysis
Molecular function (GO): serine-type endopeptidase activity
Source: RefSeq, a predicted model, not a curated record
AUCUGCUCAAAGAACGGUAAGAAAACAUGUUCCACACGAGGAAUUUCAGUCUUUUUGUCUCAUGCCUGCUCCUCUUCAUCCUCCAGUCAGGUCGUGGUUCUGAGAUUAUUGAAGGGAAUGAAGUCAGGCCACACUCACUGCCUUUCAUGGCUUAUGUGGAAAGUAAAAGAUCUUCCUGUGGAGGGACAUUAAUCCAUCCACAGUGGGUCCUGACGGCCGCCCACUGCACUAAAAUAAUUAAGGUGACUCUGGGAGCGCACUCCAUCAAGAGAACGGAAAAAUAUUCUAAGCAGGUCCGAGAGGUUGAGAGACGUUUUCCUCAUCCCGACUAUUCCGAUAGAUACCACGACAAUGACCUCAUGUUGCUCAAGCUUAACCAUCCAGUGAAGAAAACCAAGACAGUAAAUUGGCUCAAGUUUGGCCAAACUGUCAGAGACCCUGCAGCUGGCAGCAAGUGUCUGGUGGCUGGAUGGGGAGAAACUGAACAUGGCGAAACAUCAGAUGUCCUCAUGUAUGUCAUUGUGACUGUGGUCGACAGACAGACGUGCAACUCUCGUGAUUAUUACAACCACAGACCUGUUAUCACCAGUGACAUGGUCUGUGCUGGUUCAAAUGGGUUAAACAAGGCGGAUACCUGUCAGGGGGAUUCAGGAGGGCCGCUGUUGUGCAAUGGAGAGCUGGUUGGAGUCACUUCUUUUGGACGGGGUUGUGGCAUCAUUAAAAAACCUGGAGUCUAUUCAUUUGUCUCUGAGAAGCAACUCAAGUGGAUCAAAGAAACAAUGAAGUCAUAUGAAUGA